AUGGCCGAAUACCCGGUUGUGUAUAAUGGCACCAUCGCCACUGGUGGUGACUCGCUCACUGAAGAUUUGAACAUUUACUAUAGUUCUGGUGAUAUUGGAUUUGUUAUCUUUUCCACAGCCCUAGUGCUGCUUAUGAUUCCUGGUGUUGGAUUCUUCUACUCCGGUCUGGCUCGUCGGAAGUCAGCACUCUCAUUGAUAUGGCUCUCGAUCAUGUCGGUCGGCGUGGUUUCAUUCCAAUGGUUCUUCUGGGGUUAUUCACUGGCCUUCUCCCACUCAGCCAGCAGUUAUAUCGGUAACCUUGAUAACUUCGGCUUCAAGGGUGUUUUAGGUGCGCCAUCUGUAGGAAGUACCAAGGUUCCUGACCUUCUGUUCGCUAUCUUCCAGGGCAUGUUCGCCGCCAUUACUGUUGCUCUCGCUGUCGGUGCAGUUGCUGAACGUGGCCGCAUGCUCCCCUGCAUUGUCUUUAUGUUCAUCUGGAGCACUAUCAUCUAUGACCCCAUCGCCUGCUGGACAUGGAACUCAUCCGGCUGGGUUUUCAAACUCGGAGGUCUCGACUUUGCUGGUGGUACUCCCGUCCACAUCGCUUCUGGAUCUGCCGCCCUCGCUUACUCUCUGAUGCUGGGCAAGCGUCGCGGCCACGGCACCCACGAGCUUAACUACCGCCCCCACAACGUGACUCACGUUGUCAUCGGCACCGUAUUCCUCUGGGUUGGCUGGUUUGGAUUCAACGCUGGCUCUGCUCUGGCUGCCAAUCUUCGUGCAGUUAUGGCUGCCGUUGUCACUAACCUCGCUGCCUCUGUUGGAGGUGUGACCUGGUGUUUGAUGGACUACAGGCUGGAGCGCAAGUGGUCUACCGUUGGAUUCUGCUCCGGUGUCAUUGCCGGUCUUGUUGCCAUUACUCCUGGUUCUGGAUUCGUCACUCCCUGGGCUGCAUUCAUCUUCGGUGUGGUUGGUGCUGUUUCAUGCAACUAUGCUACUAAGCUCAAGUUCCUUCUCGGUGUUGAUGACGCUCUCGACAUCUUUGCUGUCCAUGGUGUCGGCGGUGUGGUUGGAAAUCUCCUGACCGGUAUUUUCGCAGCUGAUUACGUCGCGCAUCUGGACGGUUCCACUGAAAUCGAUGGCGGCUGGAUUAACAGGAACUUCGUCCAGCUGGGAUACCAGCUUGCCGAUUCAGUCACUGGAAUGGCAUAUGCCUUCUUCGGAACAUGUAUCAUUCUCUUCCUUAUGAACCUCAUUCCCGGUCUCAGCUUGCGCGCCCCCGAGGAAGAUGAGAUCAUGGGUAUUGACGACGCCGAAAUUGGCGAGUUUGCUUAUGAUUACGUUGAGGUCACCCGUGAUGUUGUGAACGGCGUGGAAAGCUCCGAGACCGCCUCUAAGCGUACUGCCACGCCCGUCGGCGAGGUUAUCGACACCAAGGCUUGA
Messenger RNA from Penicillium coprophilum, 1422 nucleotides. Its product is annotated as ammonium permease MEP2. Gene Ontology annotation, cellular component: plasma membrane. Gene Ontology annotation, biological process: ammonium transmembrane transport. The coding region runs from base 1 to 1422 and encodes 473 amino acids. Gene Ontology annotation, molecular function: ammonium channel activity. NCBI's taxonomy places the organism in Eukaryota, Fungi, Ascomycota, Eurotiomycetes, Eurotiales, Aspergillaceae. The record is from RefSeq and is a predicted model, not a curated record. The transcript is spliced from 6 exons.